Molecule: messenger RNA, 1445 nt
Organism: Sitophilus oryzae (rice weevil)
Lineage: Eukaryota; Metazoa; Arthropoda; Insecta; Coleoptera; Curculionidae
Product: fibrillin-1-like
Exons: 5
Coding region: 99-1124 (341 amino acids)
Source: RefSeq, a predicted model, not a curated record
UUACAUCCUUUAAUAGAUUAAUUCAGUUGGUGAAGUAGUGCCGUUAGUACUUGUAUAUACUUAGUUUAUAAUAAUAUAACUGUAAUUUUUAUUUAAUCAUGAUGAAACGUAAUGUUGUUUUGUUUGGGCUCAUGAUAGGCUGUAAUCUCAUCAUGGCAGAAGAAUUGUUAUUGAGUUCCGCGCAUGAUAUGCGUACAGUUUUAACCCCUUGCGAAGAUAAUAACGACUGUGACGGUCUCCAAAGUGCGGUUUGUGUGGAAAAUCUUUGUUACUGCAACGGUAGUCACAUUUGUAUUGACAAAACAAGUGUCACGGUGACCAAAAUUGGGGAAAGUUGCAGUAGUGAUAGCGACUGCAAUAUCGAACACUCGGUGUGCAAGGAGGAGCAGUGCAGUUGCAUCAAGGGCAAAGUAGUGUCGGAGGAUAAGAGGAGGUGUUUAACAAGUAAGUCAACUUAUAAUUACACUGUAUAUUCAUAUCCAGGCUGUUGCAGGGUAAAAAAUGAACGGUCAAAUUUCAGAGGUCUUGGUGAGAAAUGCGCCCAUCACGGCGAAUGUUCCGGAACGGUUUUCGCCGAUUGCGUGCUCGGCAUCUGCAUGUGCAGAGAUAACUACGUGAAGAACAGCGUUGCCAACAAGUGUCUGGAUAUCGUGACGAAAAUCAACGGCCCGUGUUACGAGGAUGUGCAGUGUUCGCACAAGUUUGGCAAGGCGGAGUGCAAGGAAGGACACUGUCAGUGCGAAGAACUGUACGAGUACAAGUUUAAGAAGGAUAUGUGCGUUAGGGAUAUGCUGUUAGGGGAGAUAUGUAUUAACCACACAGACUGUCAUGGGAUAGAACCAGGACCAUCAAGGUUAGAGUGCAUUUUAGGCGAAUGUAAAUGCCAAUCUGAAUACGUCGAACAUUACGGAUUCUGUUCCAGUGAUGGUUUCAGAACCUCCAACAUUGUCGAACUCACAUUGCUCUGUAUUGUUGUUGUCUGUUGGUUCAUUUUCUCCGAGACUGUGGUCGUUGCAUGGAUAGCACUAGCCCUGGCAAUUUUCUAUAUGUUCUGGAUCAUGAUCAUAGGAAACUACUUCUUCGACAACAAUAAUUACAUGUGGAGGCCCGAGAGGAAUGAUUAAAUUUUAAGAUAUACUUUUUUAUUAGUAUUAUACAGGGUGGUCGGAAUUGUAAUCAUGAAAUUUUUACAACGCAUUCUGAAGAUAAAAUUAAGCAAAAGUUCUCAACCUGUAUAAUUUUUUUAUUUUUUUUGUUCUUGUUUUAUGUCUGUUUUUGAUCUGUUAUUUAUGUAUUAUUGGUAAAAUUAUUACCCCUUAUUUUUUUAAAUACGAAAGUUUAUUCAAUAUAUACAGGGAUGCUGAAAAUUUAAGACUUUUAGUAUAUUUUUAUUUAUAUUUGUAUAAAAUUUUAUGUCCCUUGUAUAUUUUUAAAUGGAUUUUUAU